GUGCCAUUUGGUUAGUACUUUAGCGGCACGAUGUACUCUGAGUGGAGGUCCCUGCAUUUGGUGAUUCAGAAUGAUCAGGGUCAUACCAGUGUGCUGCACAGCUAUCCAGAGAGCGUUGGGCGAGAGGUCGCAAAUGCAGUGGUUCGUCCUCUUGGGCAGGCAUUAGGCACCCCUUCAGUGGCUGGUAGUGAGAGUUUGUUAAAAACUGACAAAGAAGUAAAAUGGACCAUGGAAGUAAUUUGCUAUGGACUGACCCUUCCACUGGAUGGAGAGACUGUAAAAUAUUGUGUUGAUGUGUAUACAGACUGGAUUAUGGCUUUAGUGUUGCCGAAAGAUUCUAUUCCAUUGCCAGUUAUUAAAGAGCCUAAUCUAUAUGUUCAAAGUAUACUAAAACACCUACAAAAUCUUUUUGUACCAAGACAGGAACAUGGCUCCAGUCAGACCCGACUAUGCUUACAGGUCCUGAGAGCCAUUCAGAAACUGGCCCGUGAGUCAUCCAUAAUGGCCCGAGAAACCUGGGAAGUCUUACUGUUGUUUCUUCUGCAGAUCAAUGACAUACUUCUGGCCCCACCAACUGUUCAAGGUGGCAUUGCUGAGAAUCUAGCAGAGAAGUUGAUUGGUGUUCUCUUUGAAGUUUGGUUACUAGCUUGUACUCGGUGUUUUCCAACACCUCCUUAUUGGAAAACAGCCAAGGAGAUGGUGGCUAAUUGGAGGCACCACCCAGCAGUGGUGGAGCAGUGGAGCAAGGUCAUCUGUGCACUGACUUCCAGAUUGCUACGCUUUACAUAUGGUCCUUCAUUUCCUCCAUUUAAAAUUCCUGAUGAAGAUGCUAGUCUGAUCCCUCCAGAAAUGGAUAAUGAGUGUGUUGCCCAGACAUGGUUUCGAUUUUUACAUAUGUUAAGUAAUCCCGUGGAUUUGAGUAACCCAGCCAUUAUAAGCUCUACUCCCAAAUUUCAGGAACAGUUCUUGAAUGUGAGCGGAAUGCCGCAAGAAUUAAAUCAGUAUCCCUGCCUUAAACAUCUGCCUCAAAUAUUUUUUCGUGCCAUGCGUGGAAUCAGCUGUCUUGUGGAUGCAUUCUUAGGCAUUUCUAGACCUCGAUCAGACAGUGCUCCUCCAACACCUGUGAAUAGAUUAAGCAUGCCUCAAAGUACUGCUGUCAAUACCACCCCACCACAUAACCGGAGGCACCGGGCUGUUACUGUGAAUAAGGCCACCAUGAAGACAAGCACAGUCAGUACUGCUCAUGCCUCAAAAGUCCAGCAUCAGACAUCCUCAACCUCUCCUCUGUCAAGUCCAAAUCAGACUAGUUCAGAACCCCGGCCAUUGCCUGCCCCUAGGAGACCAAAGGUUAACAGCAUCUUGAAUCUCUUUGGAUCAUGGUUAUUUGACGCAGCAUUUGUUCACUGUAAACUUCAUAAUGGGAUAAACAGAGACAGCAGCAUGACUGCCAUUACAACACAAGCUAGCAUGGAGUUUCGACGGAAAGGGUCACAAAUGUCCACAGACACCAUGGUUACCAAUCCUAUGUUUGAUGCAAGUGAAUUUCCUGAUAACUAUGAAGCAGGAAGAGCUGAGGCAUGUGGGACACUGUGUAGAAUUUUUUGUAGCAAGAAGACUGGAGAAGAGAUUCUGCCAGCUUAUUUAUCCAGAUUUUACAUGCUUUUAAUUCAAGGUUUGCAGAUAAAUGAUUAUAUAUGCCAUCCUGUCUUGGCCAGCGUUAUUCUAAACUCCCCUCCUUUGUUCUGCUGUGACUUGAAAGGGAUUGAUGUUGUGGUUCCUUACUUUAUUUCAGCUCUUGAAACCAUUUUGCCUGACAGAGAACUCUCAAAAUUCAAAAGCUAUGUAAAUCCAACAGAACUAAGAAGAUCCUCCAUUAACAUCCUACUUUCUUUGUUGCCCCUCCCUCAUCAUUUUGGCACAGUCAAAUCUGAGGUGGUCCUGGAAGGAAAGUUUAGUAAUGAUGACAGCUCUUCUUAUGAUAAACCGAUAACUUUUCUGUCCCUGAAGUUGAGACUUGUGAAUAUACUAAUAGGUGCCUUGCAAACGGAAACGGACCCCAACAACACCCAAAUGAUACUAGGGGCAAUGUUAAAUAUUGUUCAAGAUUCUGCACUCUUAGAAGCCAUUGGUUGCCAAAUGGAGAUGGGUGGUGGAGAAAAUAACCUGAAGAGUCAUAGUCGCACUAAUAGUGGUAUUAGUUCAGCAAGUGGUGGAAGCACAGAGCCCACAACUCCUGACAGUGAGAGACCUGCUCAAGCUCUCCUGAGGGAUUAUGCUCUUAAUACAGAUUCAGCUGCUGGGCUCCUGAUUCGCAGCAUUCAUCUCGUCACCCAAAGACUCAAUUCCCAGUGGCGGCAAGACAUGAGCAUAUCACUGGCAGCUCUAGAGCUCCUCUCUGGCCUGGCAAAGGUGAAGGUGAUGGUUGACUCAGGAGACCGGAAGCGAGCCAUCAGUUCUGUGUGCAGCUACAUUGUGUACCAGUGCAGUCGGCCAGCUCCUCUUCACUCCCGGGAUCUGCACUCCAUGAUAGUGGCAGCUUUUCAGUGUCUAUGUGUCUGGCUGACAGAGCACCCUGAUAUGCUUGAUGAAAAGGACUGUCUUAAGGAAGUACUGGAGAUUGUGGAACUGGGUAUCUCAGGAAGUAAGUCCAAGAACAGUGAGCAAGAGGUCAAAUACAAAGGAGAUAAGGAGCCAAACCCUGCAUCUAUGAGGGUAAAGGAUGCUGCUGAAGCCACCCUGACAUGUAUUAUGCAGUUGCUUGGUGCAUUUCCUUCACCCAGUGGUCCUGCCUCUCCUUGUAGUCUGGUGAAUGAGACCACUCUGAUCAAAUACUCCAGGCUGCCAACUAUCAACAAGCAUAGUUUCCGGUACUUUGUCUUGGAUAACAGUGUUAUCCUAGCAAUGCUGGAGCAACCUCUUGGAAAUGAGCAGAAUGAUUUUUUCCCCUCUGUCACUGUGCUGGUCCGGGGGAUGUCUGGAAGACUUGCUUGGGCACAACAGCUUUGCCUUUUACCCAGAGGAGCAAAAGCAAACCAGAAGCUAUUUGUGCCUGAACCUCGCCCAGUUCCUAAAAAUGAUGUUGGAUUUAAGUAUACUGUGAAACAUCGGCCAUUUCCUGAAGAGGUGGACAAGAUACCUUUUGUGAAAGCAGACCUGAGUAUUCCAGAUUUGCAUGAAAUUGUCACUGAAGAAUUAGAAGAGAGACAUGAAAAAUUAAGGAGUGGCAUGGCCCAGCAGAUUGCUUAUGAGAUACACCUUGAGCAGCAGAGUGAGGGAGAGCUGCAGAAGAGAAGCUUUCCUGACCCCAUUACGGAUUGCAAGCCCCCACCACCUGCCCAGGAAUUUCAAACAGCCCGCCUUUUCCUCUCACAUUUUGGAUUUUUGUCUUUAGAGGCAUUGAAGGAACCUGCAAAUAGUCGUCUACCUCCUCACCUUAUUGCACUUGAUUCCACGAUACCUGGGUUUUUUGAUGACAUCGGAUAUCUGGAUCUCUUGCCAUGUCGUCCUUUUGACACAGUUUUUAUUUUCUAUAUGAAGCCAGGUCAGAAAACAAACCAAGAGAUUUUAAAGAAUGUGGAGUCUUCCAGAAAUGUUCAGCCACAUUUCCUAGAAUUUUUGCUCUCCCUUGGCUGGUCGGUAGAUGUGGGCAAACACCCUGGCUGGACAGGACAUGUUUCCACCAGUUGGUCGAUUAACAGUUGUGAUGAUGGGGAAGGGUCUGAACAAGAUGAGGUAGUUUCCUCUGAAGAUGCUGGGGCUAGCAUUUUCAAUGGACAAAAGAAGGUGCUGUAUUAUGCUGAUGCCCUGACGGAAAUAGCUUUUGUGGUUCCUUCUCCUGUGGAGUCCUUGACUGAUUCAUUGGAAAGUAACAUCUCAGACCAGGAUAGUGACUCAAACAUGGAUCUUAUGCCAGGAAUUCUGAAACAGCCAUCCCUGACACUUGAGCUUUUCCCCAAUCACACAGACAAUCUUAAUUACUCACAGAGGCUCAGUCCCAGUUCCAGAAUGAAGAAGCUGCCUCAGGGUCGCCCUGUGCCUCCUCUUGGACCUGAGACAAGAGUUUCUGUGGUCUGGGUAGAACGCUAUGAUGAUAUAGAAAAUUUUCCCCUUUCAGAUUUGAUGACAGAGAUCAGUACUGGUGUGGAAACUACUGCAAAUAGUAGCACUUCUCUGAGAUCUACAAAUCUUGAAAAAGAAGUUCCAGUUAUCUUCAUACACCCUUUAAACACUGGAUUGUUCCGGAUAAAAAUCCAAGGAGCCACUGGAAAAUUUAACAUGGUCAUCCCUCUUGUGGAUGGGAUGAUAGUCAGCCGGCGAGCACUCGGCUUUCUGGUGAGGCAGACUGUAAUAAACAUUUGUAGAAGAAAGAGACUGGAAAGUGACUCCUACAGCCCACCACAUGUCCGUCGGAAACAGAAAAUCACCGACAUCGUCAACAAGUACCGUAACAAGCAGUUGGAGCCAGAGUUUUAUACUUCACUUUUCCAGGAGGUUGGACUCAAGAGCUGCAGUUCUUAGACCACUGUCUGUCUAGGACAGUUGAACUCCAGUGUGGGGACUGUAAUAUCAAAGCAAGACAGUUUGAUAGGUGAUCACUGUAAAAAUAAACAAAUCACUCCCCAAGAGUUUGCUGUUUAAUCACCGGAAUAGAAGAAACACAUUGUAAACCCAUUGGAUAGAAGACUUUUGGCUUUCUAGUGAAAUGGGCUCCCAGACACAAUCAUAUUCCUGCUGGUAAUGACGAUAAACAUUUUAGCCAUAAACUUUCUUUUAAAAGUGACAAUUUUAGUUAAAUAUAAGCCUUUUGAGGAGAAAGGUUUUUAAUGCAUCUCAGUUAAACACAUGUAUUGGUAGUAUCAACAAAUUUGCAAAUUAGAAAUUGAAGAUAGUUUUAUACCUCACUUUUUAGGAGGUUGUAUUCAAAAUCAAAAUCUGUCUCACAAUCUUCCAGGAUACUUACAGGCUUGUGCUGACAGAAUGGAGGAGAAGGAAAGGAGUCUCAGCCUUCUGCUCACUUGUAGGUCCAUUUGUCAUCCAACUGUCAAACUGACAAAAAGAAAAGAACAUAAAUGUCUUUGGCUCAGAAGUCUGACAUUAACAUAUUCCAUAUUUUCUCUCCAUAUUUAAACAAGCUGCCAUGCUCAUCACUACUCAGAUCUCUCUGAAGGCCUCAGUUCCUGAGUGGACAGAUUACAAUGGAGGCUCAGCCUUGUCCUCUAAUGGAGAUACUAAAGAAGUUUGUGGGGUUUCAAAGCUGUCAGACAGCAGUGAUGCCUCUACUCUCCAUUAUUUGUCUCCAUCUUGGCAACAAAAUAACAGCUUAAAUAUUUGUGAUUCUUGAUUACAUAUCAAGAAAUAUAAAUUCACAACAGGGUUGAAAAUUAUUUAGUUUCAUCCAUUAUCUCUUAUUUCAGGACCAAGCAGCAAACUGUAAUAGUUGAUGAAGGAUUCUCAUUUGGGGUUCAGGAAGUAGCCUCUCAAUGCUACUACUUCAGAUCUUUUCUGGAAAGCUCGUGGAUUACAUCAUGAUUGGCAAAUGUUAGUGGCUACCUCCUUGGGCAGAUGCUGUUAAAAAUGGCUGUCUUGCUGUCAGGACUUUGCAGCUAAAGGCCCAGCAAAUCCCUGCCAGAGUUUUGGAAAUAUUUCUGUUACCUCGCUGCUACUUUUCUGCCAGGGAUAAAACUUUGGAGGUGGCCAAACCCAGAUGCAGACCAUCCUUACAAGGAUUCCUGUUAUAGUGCUAUAGUAUAUACCAUUCAUUUCUCCUUUUUUUGUGUGUGCUUUCUUCUUUAGCAAGAUUAUUUUGUAUGAAGAAAAAUAAGUGACAUUUGAAGUACAAAGAAUAGUGAUCAGAGUUGUUCAAGGAUAUUUUUCCACUUGCACUCUAAUGUUAUUAGGUUCUGUAGGUCAGGGCUACACUGGCCUGUCUGGCUUGGUGUUUCAGUCAUUUUCUUAGAGGGUCAGGGGUAGUGUAGGACCUAAUUCCUUGCCAGACAACUAUCCCAGAAGUAUGCAUUUUGCCACCUCUGAGCAAGAAAUGUGGGCAUAGCAGCUCUUGGUCAUAAGUUGGCCACACCCUUUUCUUCCUUUUUGUAAGCUCAGGUAAAGUUAACCUUCCCCUCCUCCUUCUAUUACUCUAGUUUCUAUUCAGGGUAUAAUAUUAUUUAAUAAUUGGUUUUCUUUUUGAGCUGGGCAAUAAGUUGAUGUUUCCAGAUGGUAUGGGAGGAAGGGAGGAAUGUGUGAUAAAGAUUUAGUGAUUUAUACUCUAAAAAUGAUUUAGUAGCUCAGCAAGAAUAAGGUAAGGCUUAAUAACUUUAAAGGAAAUAUCAGAUUGAUAUUUCAUGGGAAAAUGAUCCCUUGUUCUGGUUGAAGUAAACAAAGAAGGCCAUAAA
Messenger RNA from Marmota flaviventris (yellow-bellied marmot), 6392 nucleotides. RefSeq names its product Ral GTPase activating protein non-catalytic subunit beta (gene Ralgapb). The record is from RefSeq and is a predicted model, not a curated record. NCBI's taxonomy places the organism in Eukaryota, Metazoa, Chordata, Mammalia, Rodentia, Sciuridae. Gene Ontology annotation, biological process: regulation of small GTPase mediated signal transduction; activation of GTPase activity. Gene Ontology annotation, molecular function: GTPase activator activity.